CUCACGCAAGCAGACCCUCACAAACUGAGCUUGAGAGAGUGCUCAGGGCUAAACAAAAGAUGAUCACUGCAGAUGAUUUCUACAAGGUCAUGUGUGCAAUGGUGCCUCUGUAUUUUGCAAUGCUGGUUGCGUAUGGAUCAGUGAAAUGGUACAAGAUAUUCACACCAGAGCAGUGCUCAGGGAUCAACAGAUUUGUUGCUGUUUUUGCAGUCCCUGUGCUGUCUUUCCACUUCAUCGCUCAAAACAAUCCAUACCAAAUGGACACCAAGUUCAUACUGGCUGAUACUCUUUCGAAAGUCUUAGCCCUUGUUCUGCUCUCAGUGUGGGCUGUUUUCUUUAAUGGAGAAUUUGACUGGCUUAUCACUCUCUUCUCAGUCGCUACUUUGCCUAACACACUUGUCAUGGGCAUUCCUUUGCUCAAGGCCAUGUAUGGAGAUUUCACACAGAGCCUCAUGGUGCAAGUGGUUGUUCUUCAAUGUAUAAUAUGGUACACGCUUCUGCUCUUCCUCUUUGAAUACAGAGCUGCAACCCUCCUAAUCAAAGCCCAAUUUCCCGGCCCCACAGCAGCCACCAUUUCCAAAAUCGAACUCGACGACGACGUCAUCUCGCUCGACGGCAGGGAUCCACUCCGCACAGAAUCAGAAACAGACGGCAACGGACGCAUACGAGUCCGCAUCAGACGGUCCACAUCUUCGGCUCCAGACUCCGCUCUAUCAUCCUCCAUAUGCCUCACUCCUAGACCAUCAAACCUCUCCAACGCCGAAGUUUUCUCCGUUAACACCCCUGUACCACUGCACGAAUACCAUGGUUAUAAUGGUCAUUUCAGUCAUGGACCCAACAAUGAGAUUGUGCUAUGUAAUGGUGACUUGGGAUUGGCAUAUCGGUCUGGAACGAGUCCGAGGUUGUCAGGAUACGCGUCGUCUGAUGCUUACUCACUUCAACCGACACCACGUGCGUCCAACUUUAACGAAUUGGACCUAACUAAUGCAACGAACACGCCUUUUUGGGUCCGAUCUCCGGUCGCCGGUAAAAUUUACCGGCAGCCAUCUCCGGCGGUUCCUGAAGUCAAGCUAGUCUGGGGUGAGUCGCCAGUAAUAUGUCCAAAUGGCGGCGGCAAAGAUGUGCCAGGCAAGGAAAUCAGCUUCAGAGACAGUUGUAAAAUGCCAGCACCAGAGGAAUCGAAUUCGAAGGAAUCAGUGAGCAACCAAGAAAUGCCGCAUGCCAUUGUCAUGAUUAGACUUAUACUUGUUGUGGUAGGGAGGAAGCUCUCUCGAAAUCCAAAUACAUACUCGAGUGUCUUGGGGCUUCUCUGGUCUUUAGCCUCUUUCAAAUGGAAUGUGGGAAUGCCCAGCUUGGUGAAAUAUUCAAUAAAAAUAAUUUCAGACGCAGGUCUUGGGAUGGCCAUGUUCAGUUUAGGGUUGUUCAUGGCUCUUCAGCCUCGGAUAAUUGUAUGCGGCAAGAAAAGGGCAACAAUGGCAAUGGCAAUCCGAUUCAUUUGUGGACCAAUCGUAAUGUCGACAACUUCGGUCGCUGUUGGAAUGAGAGGAGUGCGGCUCCGUGCGGCCAUAGUGCAGGCAGCUCUUUCACAAGGGAUUGUGCCAUUCGUCUUUGCAAGGGAAUACGGGUUGCAUCCCGAUAUAAUGAGUACAGGGGUAAUCUUCGGCAUGUUGGUUUCCUUGCCGGUAACCCUCAUCUACUAUAUAUUUCUAGGCCUGUGAGAAUAAGGAAAGGUUAGGUAAUCACCGACGUUGAAGAACAUAUAUAUGGAAGAAGGAAGUUUUCCACCUUCAUAUCGAUCAUAUAUAGGACAAAGUGAUGUCAUUACAGCAUGCUAACCCGUAAUGAUGUUGGAUCUGGUCAUUAUAUAGCCUGCAAUUGGCAAGAUCAGUGGUACCUCUGAGAGCUGUAAGCGUUCCCGGGGACAGAGACUCGCAGAGGGUGGAUAUUCAGUAGCCAAAAAUACACGGUUAUAUUAGAUUGUCGUAAGAAAAUAUGUUAGGACAUGAACAUGGAGUAUCUUCGUACAUGGACUAGUGGUAGCCGAAAGGAAAAAAAUGGAUAUCAUUGCUUAUCAUGAAGGCAGGAGACUCGGAUUUUCAUGUUUAGAGUAGGUAAAGUUAAUGGAUCCCAGUAUGUUUGACUCGAUGAAAGAUGAAAAGAGCCGAAGUUGUAUCA
Populus trichocarpa (black cottonwood) is the source of this 2175-nucleotide messenger RNA. Its product is annotated as auxin efflux carrier component 6. Gene Ontology annotation, biological process: auxin export across the plasma membrane; auxin polar transport. Bases 60 to 1718 code for a protein of 552 amino acids. Gene Ontology annotation, molecular function: auxin efflux transmembrane transporter activity. Gene Ontology annotation, cellular component: endoplasmic reticulum; plasma membrane. The transcript is spliced from 7 exons. The record is from RefSeq and is a predicted model, not a curated record. NCBI's taxonomy places the organism in Eukaryota, Viridiplantae, Streptophyta, Magnoliopsida, Malpighiales, Salicaceae.